This is a messenger RNA of Amoebophrya sp. A25, 1288 nucleotides long. Lineage: Eukaryota; Dinophyceae; Syndiniales; Amoebophryaceae. The record is from the annotation of a GenBank genome assembly.
AUGGAUUUGUUGACCCGUGCGAAAUCGCCGUGCUUGAGCCCGACGCGAGAUACUGAGGGACGGUACGCGUCGCUGUCUCCGCCAUCCGUAACGAUGGGAAGUCCCUCGCGGGAUGCACGAAUAGCUUCUUUGCACGAGGGGCGACCUGAGUACGGAGCCGCCCGUCCUGAUGGCUCUACGCCUCACAGAAGCUUCACUUAUGGCCACGUUUAAGUACAAGGAAAGAUUGAUGAAGAUAAUGUUACCGCACGCGCACUCCUAGAAGUACUCUAUAAGAAGAUAAAGAUUCUGUCUUCUAAUGUCUGGAAGUUCAAAAGGAACGCAAUGCGUCUCGAACGAUGUUGAAGGAUACUCAAAAUCCAACUAGCCUCUCUCCGGAGCGAUUGAAGCAAGACCGCGAGAACAGCCACGCUGCCGCACAGGCCUUCAUGAACCUGCAGGCAGAGCGGUACUUGGGGGAGUCCGCCAUGCAGUUCGGGACUGAGAGUCUGCGCAAGAACUUGCCGCACACUCUCUUAAGGCUUUCACAAAUUCUGCAUGAUCAUUGACAGAUUGCACCUUCAUUGACAAAUUCCUUUUUGAAAUAGUUUUUGAAAUAUAUGCAACAUUUCCUUUCGAUACUCGACGUCUUCAAGUAGGAAGAUGCAGUUGAGAGGAGAGGAAUUGCGGAGAGGUCUAACUCUGACCCGGUGCGCAUUAGAGGGCAAGCCAUUCUUCAAUUUCACCGAGUGGCCUGCACUUGUGACGGACGGCUGGGCACUGGACAAGGACGAUCCGUUGCUGGAAAAAGACGCGGGUGCAAAACUUCAGACUGUCUUGUUGAAAUUCGUGGACUUGACGGAUGCUGUGAGUGUCUCUUGCGCAACGCACGUAGAUCCCGAGAAAGCAGCAGCUAGCGGCGUCAACGCGCAGAAUUUGAAGAAGCGACAGAAGGAAAAUAGAAAAAUCCGAAGAGUAAUGCAAACAUGCUUGGCAUCGACACAGGCGGCUUCUGGCGUGGACGUCGAGCAACUAGGCGCGCCAGAGGGUGCUUCUACUGACCUGGAGGGCAGCGACUCAGACGACGCAGAUCAUGGGGGCGCAUCGGACCAUGAUGAAGGAAGGAAUAGUACUAGAGCGAAGGCACAGGCAAGGAAAAACGGAGCAGGAAAAGCCGGAGGUAAAAAGACGACGACCACAAGUCCAAGUGGAGGUGGGGCUAAUUAUGCGAACAGUAGUCAUGUUUUAGGUGCAGUAACAGCUUUGACGGGGAACAAGAAACCUGCAUCAGGUCGAGGUCCAACCGGAG